This is a messenger RNA of Aspergillus thermomutatus, 2931 nucleotides long. RefSeq lists its product as uncharacterized. The coding region runs from base 1 to 2931 and encodes 976 amino acids. The record is from RefSeq and is a predicted model, not a curated record. NCBI's taxonomy places the organism in Eukaryota, Fungi, Ascomycota, Eurotiomycetes, Eurotiales, Aspergillaceae. Gene Ontology annotation, molecular function: ADP binding; protein binding. The transcript is spliced from 9 exons.
AUGGAGUCCCCCGUCCUGGAGGACUUCUUCACCAAGCAAUGGACGUCGGUGACCAAGUCCUGCUCAGAACGUAUGGAACCUCAUGAUCGCAGAACAAUCAGAAGUUUCCGCACGUAUGAGGAUGUACAAGAGCAUGUUUUCGUCGAACAAGAUGAAGAGGCGUCCGAGGCUGCCCUGCAAGAGCUGGCUAUGCUGCAGCCGCGGCUUGUCGACCUGAAGAAUUUCAGCGACUUCUUCGCCAAACAGCUCCGCCCGACCCUUGAAACGAGUAUGUUCUGGGGAUUGCUUGGCCUGCUUCUUACAUUAGCCUUACAACACGAUGAGACAAUGCGACGAGUUGUCCAGAUGAUUAAGAAGCUAAGCAGGAAUUGCCACGAUUUCAUACUCCACUGCCGACAAAGUCCUACCGUCACUAAGGAGGACAAAGAGUCCUGCUUUGAUAUAUUUCUAAGGAUUACCACAUUCCUCGCCGAUGGUGUGCAAUUACUACGCCAAGCAGACGAUGAUUUUUCAGAACUGACUGACGCUAGUGGCCGGCAGCAUCCCGAAUGGUCUAAAUUGACUGAGAAGUUUACAGCUGCCGUAGAUGAGAUCGAGGACACGCUUAAUCGCAUCGAGAGGGUCGCUGCCAUGUAUCAGAGGCAGUACCAGGGUGACAUGGCUUCUUGGUUUUCCUAUCUCUCACUUUCACCUCGUGCGUUCCGAGAUACGGCUCAGCUACCUUGCUUCGUCCUUCCACCCAUACGGACCGCCCGAUUCUUCGAUAGAGAUGAUGUGAUCGAGAAGGUUGAAAAACAUUUCCAGGAUGGUGAUUCAACCUCCCCACUACGCGCGCUGGCACUCUAUGGCAUGGGUGGUGUCGGUAAGAGCCACGUUGCCAUGAAAUAUCUGGAAAAGAAACUUGCGAACAAAGACUUUGACGCUAUCUUCUGGGUCAAUGCUGAAAGUCCGGUUUCUAUCCAACAGAGCUUUACAGAUAUUGCCCUUCGACUGAAACUACCUGAUACUGGGCCCGCCACCCAUGAUGAAAAUCGAAUGAUUCUCAAAGGCUGGAUGCAACAGACUGAAUGUAAGUGGAUGAUCAUUUACGAUAAUGCAGAGUCUAUCGAACUUCUUCGAGAUUACUGGCCUUUGUCCGGCAGUCAUGGUCGUGUCUUGAUUACAACGAGAAAUCAUUUGCUCGGUUUCGAUCCAGCGGACGCUGGCCUUGAAAUACUCCCUUGGGAUACAGAUACCGGCUCCAAGUUCUUGCUACAUCUUCUCGCAGGACACAUCAGCGCCGAACUCUUAGCAAAUGAAACACAGUCGGCUUACAGCCUGUCUGAGAGGUUAAGUGGCCAUGCAUUAGCACUGUCCAACAUGUGUGGCUUGAUCCACCGCCGUUCAUGGUCUAUAUCAGAGCUAGUUGAGGUUUAUGAUAGAUCCAGGGACUUCAAGGACGGGCUUGAAACCGUCUGGCGGCUCUCUUUUGAGAAUCUCCGGCCUGAUUGUGCUGCACUAUUAUCGAUCUUUACCUUCUGUGCGCCAGACAGCAUCCCGCAGUCGUUGUUCGAAUCCAGUGAAGAGAUGGAAAAUCUUACAGAUGACAUGCUACGGUAUCUUGACUCUGAUCGUCUGAGUACAAAUACAGAGGAGCUGUUGGCUCUUGCGUUGAUCAAAAGAGAUAGAUACAAUCGUGUAUUCUCGAUCCACCGACUCAUCGCAGCCCAGUUUCGCCGCUUCUUGAGCCCCAAAGACCUCCGAAAGGCAUUUUUGGAAGCUUCAAUACUAAUAUAUAAUGCCUUUCCAAAGAGGCCAAAGAAGCCAGGGGCUACCAGAGCCAACCUCUACAAUGUCUGGGACAAGUGUCAACUUUGGCUGCAACAUGUGCUGCAGCUCAAAGUUAGCUUCAUGCAAGAGCGAAAGCGGGACCCGAGCUUCUCUGCUUGCAGAGAGACUUGCGAGACAUGGGUUCAAUGUCAACGCUACCUUCUUGAAACACAAAACUGGCGCGAGCUCGAAGACCUCGUUAUCGUCAACAAGAUUGCCAUGAAAACACUUCCUGAGCCGGACAAGGAAAUAUACCUCCUCUCAUCAACUGAGAUCCACGUUGCCUCGAUGUGGGCCUUUCGGGGCCGAUUCAAGAUGGCCCUCGAGAGCUUGCUGACGGCACACAGUCUCAAGCUGGCCGAGUCCCCCGUCGACCUCCAGAAUACCUGCUGGAUCGAAGACAACUUGGCAUCUAUUUAUGGGUGCUUGGGGGACUUUGACACUGCGAUAGAGUGGAUCAAGCGCAGCUAUGCGACGUGGGAGCGCUGGUCCGAGUCGACGGGUGUUGACUUCAAGUGUCCCCCGCUUCUGAAGCUGACUCAUGGAAGAAUUUUGACUCAUGGGGGAAGGCUUGAUGAAGCAAGGGUGCAAUUGACUGAGGCCAUAGAUGGACUUCUGUCGGCAGAGCCGUUUGUCUGGGCCCCAACAGCUACUUGCAAGUUUACCAUAGGACGGCUCCUAAUGUUCGAAGGGAAGUACGAAGCCGCGGAAAGCAUGUUGUUGGAAUCUCAGUCCAUGUGGCUUCAGGGCGACAAGUCUCGCGCUCUAGACUUCAAUGGUAUCAUUGUAUACCAGUUGGGUAGCUGCGCCUUCAUGCAAGGGAACGUAGACGCUGCACUCAAGCAUCUCCAAGAGGCUAAGGUCAUUAGCUCUAUUCACAAAGAUACUCAUCCUGCCAAGUACGCUCGAUGUCUGUUCAAGCUAUCUGAGGCACUGCGCCAGUUCCCUGGACGGGAGGCAGAAGCUGAUGAGCAGCUCAAGAAGGCGAAAGACUUAUACUUCCAGAUAAUCGGCAAGUCGCAGGCGACUACUAUUCAGAGACCAAAAGAUAAUUCUCUCACACAGUCUGAGCAAGUGAAGGAAGAAGACUUUGAUACCCUUAUACACAUUAGUCAACGAUAG